CCUUUGCUAGCAUCAUGGGAGUCAACUAGAUAAUCGCCGUUGUACCCCUCAUAUCAUGUUAUAACCAUCCCCCCCAACGGAUGCCGUGCGUUGUGGCUCGUUGACGAGCCUCUUCCAACUCCUUCGUCAGCAUCAAACAUGCUGGCUCGCUUUCGCAAUCCACGGCCCGCCACACGCGAGAGCACCAGCAUCGAGCCCAGCACCACCAAGGCCUCCUCCGAUACCGACACGUCCACCUCGACGGGCGCGAACAAGGCCGACAUCGAUGGCAUCAGCGGCGGCAACAGUAGCAGUGCGCCCGCUGUCGACCGGGCGAGGGAGGAGUUGCAGCAGUUCGUCAAGACGCACGCCCACGACCCCAACCUCGACAAGGAGAAGAUCGAGACGCUGAUCGAGGCGGCCAACUCGGACGAUCCGGAGACGAUCCUGGGCGUGGACAGGGAGUUUAUGGAGGAUUCGCCGUACGCGGAGGUGCGGGCUGCCGUCCGGGCUGUGGAUGAUGGCGAGCCGGCGAGUACGAUUCGGGCGUGGGUGCUCGGGCUGUUCUUUGUGACGGUGGCGAGCGGUGUCAACAUGUUCUUGAGCAUGAGGCAACCUGCUAUCAAUUUUCCGUCCAUCGUGGUCCAACUAGUCGUCUAUCCAAUUGGGUGCUUUUUGGCACGCGUGCUUCCUGAGCGCGAAUUCACUACCUUUGGCCAGAAAUGGACACUGAAUCCGGGCCCCUUCAACAUCAAGGAGCAUACUGUUAUCACGAUCAUGUCCGCUGUCUGCAUCGACAAUGCCUAUGCCACCGACGCCCUGAUCGCGCUCCAGGCGAAGAGCUUGUACAAUAUCGACUUCGGCUGGGGGUUCGGUCUGCUGUUCAUCCUCAGCAGUCAACUGCUCGGUUUCUCGUUUGCAGGCUUCUUCCGACGCUUCCUGGUCUGGCCGGCUGCCAUGAUAUGGCCCGGCCAAUUCGCCAAUACCUCGCUGUUCUAUGCCCUCCACGACAAGAGGAAACCAGACGUGAGCGAGACAAACGGAUGGAAGAUAUCGCGCUACAGAUGGUUCGUGUAUCUCGGAUGUGCGUCCUUCAUCUACUACUGGAUCCCCGGCGUACUAUGGCAGGGCCUCUCCGUCUUCUGCUUCGCCGCGUGGAUCAAGCCCGACAACGUCGUCGUCAACCAGCUCUUCGGCGGCCACACCGGUCUCUCCCUGAUCCCCCUGACCUUCGACUGGACAUAUGUCACAGCCUAUCUCCAGGACCCCCUCCUCGCGCCCACAUUCGCCCACAUCAACACCCUCGUCGGCCUCAUCAUCUUCGUCUGCAUCACCGUCAUCGGCAUCCUCUACACCGGCCACUGGUACGCCGACUACCUGCCCCUCAACACCCCCCUAACCUUCGACAACACCCAACACCGCUACAACGUCUCCCGCAUCCUCGGCCCCAACUUCACCUUCAACGAGGCCGCCUACAAGGCCUACUCCCCGCUCUUCCUCUCCCCCACCUUCGUCAUCUCCUACGGCCUCUCCUUCGCCGCCCUCACCGCCGUCCUCGUCCACACCGCCCUCUACCACGGCCGCGAACUCCGCUACCGCCUCCGCACCGCCCGCGCCCAGGACCCAGACAUCCACCUCCGCAUGAUGCUCAAGUACCCCGAAGUCCCAGACGGGUGGUACGCCGCCAUCUUCGCCGCCGCCCUCGCCGCCGGCCUCGCCCUCUGCCUCGCCUUCGACACCCACACCCCCUGGUGGGCCUUCCUCGCCAGCAACGCCCUCAGCAUCCUCUGGACCAUCCCCUCCUCCAUGCUCUCCGCCACCUCAAACAUCGUCCUCACCCUCAACGUCCUCGGCUCCUUCAUCGCCGGCCACGCCCUGCCCGGCCGCCCCGUCGCCGUCAUCAUCUUCAAGGUCUACGCCACCAUCACCCUCGCCCGCGCAAACAAGUUCUCCGCAGACCUCAAACUAGGCCACUACAUGAAGCUCCCGCCCCGCACCACCUUUGCCGCCCAGGUCGUCGCCACCGCCUGGGCUGCGCUCGUCCAGCUGGCAGUCACAAACUGGUCCCUAGCAAACAUCCCAGCCGUCUGCACGCCCACCCAGAAAUCCCGCUUCUCCUGCCCGCAAGGCACCGCCUUCUACACCAACAGCAUCGUCUGGGGCCUCGUCGGGCCCACCCGCAUGUUCGGCUCCUCCCAGUCCGCAAUAUACACCGCAGUACACUACUACUGGCUCCUCGGCGCCCUGCUGCCCAUCGCUUUCUACGUCCUCGCCCACCACACGCCCGCCUUCCUGGCUAGAUAUACGCGCCAUCUCCAUGUUCUCAACGCGCCCGUCAUGCUCGGCGCAAUGGCCUGGCUGCCGCCUGCCACGCCGCUCUCGUUCUUCGCCUGGGCGCUCGUCGGCUUGUUCUUCAAUGCGUUCUUGCGGAGCAGGGUGCGCGGGUGGUGGCAUACGUAUAAUUAUGUUACUGCCGCGGCGCUGGAUUGCGGGCUUGUGCUGGGGACGGUGGUGGUGUUUUGCGCGGUGGAUUUGUCGGGUGUGGGUGGGCCGCGGUGGUGGGGGAAUGAGGGGGUGAUGCGGACGAAGGACGCGACGUAUCGCGCUAUCACGAAACUUGUCAAGCCUGGGGAGCGGUUUGGGCCGGAGACGUGGUAGGGACGGCGUUUAAGUACAUGGGAUGUCCCCCUCUAUGUUAGGCCAUGGGUGAAUACAUUAGAAGAUGUGCGCAUAGAGCGUGACUUCCUUCGCAUGCACGAUAUGCAUCUCCCCCUUUCCCAGACAUAAGAGGAAUAGAUAGAAUAUCAGACGAACGAAUACGUGAUACAUGUUCAUAGAACCC
Pseudovirgaria hyperparasitica is the source of this 2821-nucleotide messenger RNA. RefSeq names its product OPT family small oligopeptide transporter. Gene Ontology annotation, molecular function: oligopeptide transmembrane transporter activity. Gene Ontology annotation, biological process: transmembrane transport. The transcript is spliced from 5 exons. Lineage: Eukaryota; Fungi; Ascomycota; Dothideomycetes; Acrospermales; Acrospermaceae. Bases 139 to 2637 code for a protein of 832 amino acids. The record is from RefSeq and is a predicted model, not a curated record.